UGUCUAUAAAUGUUUAUAUAUUAACAUGGAUGUCGCUUCAAUGUAAAAAGUUUAGCAUUUCACGUUUAAAUCCUUGCUUCCGCGAUGAUUUUUCAAGAUGUACAGCAUAUGGACGAGACCGGAGGAUGGCAUUCUACAUUUCAGCGUCUGAACAUAAAAGCUAAAUCAAAUGCUGGCUCGCAGAAAGUUGGAAAAAGUCCGGAAAAUAGGAAUUAUAACCGAUACAGAGAUGUUGUGCCUUAUGACCACAGUUUGGUCCGCUUACGAAAUAGCGACACAGAGUACAUAAACGCAAACUUUGUCAAGGUUCCAUCAAUUCGGAAAGAGUACAUUUUAACACAGGGACCCUUAUCGCACACAUGCAAACAUUUUUGGGAAAUGAUUUGGGAGCAGAAUACCUAUAGCGUUGUGAUGCUCAAUAGAGUCAUUGAGAAGAAUCAGCUCAAAUGCCAUCAGUACUGGCCAUUGAAAGGCUCCAUGAUUGCUGGUGAUAUUAAAAUAACUGUUGGUGAUGAAGAGGAUCACAAUGAGUUUAUCGUCAGAGAUUUAGAAAUAGAACAUUUAAAGGAAGGAGCUACACGAAGCAUACGUCACUUCCAUUACAUUGCUUGGCCUGAUUUUGGUGUUCCUUCAUCACCACAAGCAUUUCUAAAAUAUUUAUUAACUGUUCAAGAGUUCCAGUCAAAUGUACAGGGCAUUGGUCCCCCAGUUAUACACUGCAGUGCAGGAAUUGGGCGGUCAGGAACAUUUAUUCUCAUUGAUGCAGCACUUUCUGAGAUAAAAGAAAAAGAUGAUAUGAUGGAUUAUGAUGUAAGAAGCAAACUUCUUGAAAUGAGGACGUACAGGCCAGGGCUUAUUCAGACCACGGAGCAGCUCCACUUUUCGUAUAUUGCGAUUCUUGAAGGGGCCAACAUGGUGGCACCUUCAGCUUACAGCACAGCGUACUGGAGCAUGGUUCAACCUCAAGAUGAAGAGGAGGUUGAUGAGGGACAGACCAAUGGUGAGCACGAUGGACAACCAGAUGCGAAAAAAAUUAAACAAGAACCCAGUGCAGCUGUCCAAGAUGAAAAUUCUGAAACAGAGUCUGAAAGUGGUGAAGAUGAACCAGUCGAUAUCGGCGCACAGCAUGGUAACGAAGUGGGGGAUGAAAGUAGUGAACAAGCUGAAGAUGACAGUGACGAUCAAGCUGGACCUGACAGUCAUGAAGGUGGGGAUGAAAACAGUGAAGAAUCUGCAGAUGAGAACGGUGAUGAACUUAGAGAGGAGAGUAAACAGGAAAGCAGCAGGGAAAAUGAGCAGUUGGGGUUUCCCGAGAUUACGGUCACGGGCGCGUCGUCCGAAGCCAUUGCAGGCGAGCUCGAGGAACAUGUGACCGAAUUCAAGGCGGACAAGAGCGACGUAAUCGAUCAACAACAAGAACAACAAAAAAACGGUCCAAUCGCAGACACCCCUAUUACAGAUGAUAACCAGGUUGCAAGCAGCUAUGGUGAUAAUUCUGAGAGGCAACCUUCAGAGACAAUAAUAGCAAAAAGGUCUGAUAGUCAUCAGGAACAUUCAGGUCAAAUUGACGACACGAGUCCGAUUUCCGAGAAUCCAAGUGAUAUCGGUAGCGAAGUUGAUAUCAAAAGUGAAGUCGACAUCAGGAGUGAGAUGCCAAGUCUAUCCAGCGUUUGUUCCGGUCAGUUCCCGAGUGAUUUUCAUAUUUACGGUUCGGAUGAUGUCAUCACCGAGGGAGGUCCUUCAAGAGAGGUUGCUGGCCAUAGUACAAGCGUUGAAAGAGUAGUUGGUAGAUGGCAGAGUGCAGAGGCCGAGGAGGGUGAAGAUCCGAAAGAACCACGACCAAAGAGGUCCGCAAUGAGAAGGAAUUCGUUGGAAGGUGCGAAAAGGAAGUCCGUCACAUUUGUACCAGCCGUGAACGGUGAUGCCGAGGCGGAGGAUUACGCUGGAUAUGACGAGGAUAGAGACACAAAAAGCCCGAGCACGCGUCAAAAGGCAACAGAGAUACGAAAGAGAAACCUCGCAAACAAAGUCGAUGAAAUCAAGAAGAAAAUGAAAGAUAGCGAAGCCUCGAGCGACGAUUCGUUCCCGAUUAUUGGACUAGUAUUGUGCGUGGUUGUCGUUGGAUUCGCGUGGCUUUAUUAUCAUUAUCACUCGUGAAUCUUAUCGUUUGUAUAUUUUUUCAAGCAUUCGUUUAUCUCUCUAUAUCAACGAACGGCUCGACACGCUUGUCGUACGGUAUUGUGGAUAUACAGUGUAGCAUAUUUUAACUGCAUUCGUUCAUAAAGUAAUCACGUUGGUCCGGCUUGCUUUCUACUUCAUCCUGGUGUUUUGACCAUAUCAGAGUUGUUGAACGUAUCGAUCUACACAUCCUCCAAAUUCACUAAAGAGUUGUUUCCAGUCGUUCCAGAUAAGCAGACGACUCCGGAGUAUUUUGGACGAGCAACCGUGACCUGGUUCAAACGACCACGAUUUUAUAGGAAAGUUGGCUUCACUGCUUUACAGAUGGCCAAGUCCAAGAUGGGUUCGCUUGAGCUCGUUUAAACAGGCGCAACAAUAUUAGCACAUCACUCAUUAACCUAACCUUUUUGUUCAAUCCGAGUAAAAUAGUAUGCCUUUAAAUAUUUGCAUGGGAUUAAACAGUAAAAAACAACCAAAUUUCCUCUUGAAAAGUUACUGCAGGUGUCCAAUAAACGAUGUUGAAUCCGUUUGAACGUAGCUUUAUUUAAGGCGGCCAUUGACAGUUUUAGGCCAGGGACGUUAAGGGAUAUUAUAUGAUGUAAGAAGGAAUCAUACAAGCGAUCUUUUAUGGUGUAAACGCACAUUGUAUGGUAUGACGGUCAAAAUUGGCAGGAAAGACGUGUUUAUGAAAUAAAAUUUCGUUUGAAUUUG
Messenger RNA from Dendronephthya gigantea, 2889 nucleotides. Its product is annotated as tyrosine-protein phosphatase 10D-like. Bases 85 to 2157 code for a protein of 690 amino acids. NCBI's taxonomy places the organism in Eukaryota, Metazoa, Cnidaria, Anthozoa, Malacalcyonacea, Nephtheidae. The record is from RefSeq and is a predicted model, not a curated record. Gene Ontology annotation, biological process: protein dephosphorylation. Gene Ontology annotation, molecular function: protein tyrosine phosphatase activity. The transcript has 13 exons.